UCGUCGUUAGGUUGCCUUGACGAGAAAGAGAGAACUUGGCGCAAACAUGGUAGAACUCGUGUGUGCCAUUGAUAUUCGAUUUAGCAACGUGGAGGUGCAUUUGGGAAGAAGAGAGGCUUUACCAAUAGACGAGACAGAAUUGGAGAUCACGGCGGGACGGACGGUUGCUACACUAUCUCGCAUUGUCGCGCACGUGAACGUGACGAAUUCGUAAAAGUCGACUCGAUUUCGGGGGGCAACGAUUGAAGAAGAUGCGAAGCAAGUACCGAAGGAAAAAGGAAAAAGUGGUGGUGAAAAGAGGGGAUGGUGAUAUGUAUGUAUACAUGUACGUUGGGAAAGUUUGCAGGAAACGGGAAUAUAAAUGCUGUCGAGGAUCAACGAAAGAUGCGCAUCGAUUCGAAUUGAGUUCUUCGAAGCGAAAAUUGCGUAGUUGUCGCGAGCGGAUGAUUUGCUGCGCACACUCCCGCGCGUUCCCUUUGUGUUAUUUUCGGGCGGAAUCACGGUUCGAAGCUUUAAAUAGGACCAACUUUCCGACAAAGAAGGCAGUUUACAACACCGUUUCUACAUGCUGGAGCAUCGCAGAGUAUUCACUAUGCCCUCCGAAUGCAUCGCCAAUCCAUUACAGCGAGAGUUAGCCGAUGCUAUAAUUCGCUUACAACCGCUCGACGAGAUUCGAAUCUUAUUGGCGUGCGGGGCUAAGGCGAACGAGUCCGUGACACAGGGCUUGAGACCGUUGCAUUACGCGGUCUGGCAGAGGUACACGGAGGCGGCUCAGCUGUUGUUGGUACGCGGCGCGGACAUUGACGCGACCGACGAAUGUGGUUAUUCGGCAUUGCAUCUUGCCGCCGAACAUGGUUACUUAGAUUUGGUGAAGCUACUGCUCGAGCAUGGUGCCAAAGUCGAUCACAGGCAGGAAACCGGAGAACUAUUUCCAAGGACAACGUUGUGCGACGAACCGCUACGGCUUGCUCUGAGAAAUCGACAUGUCGAAGUGGCCAGAAUUCUGCUGGAAGCCGGUGCAAAUCCGAAUAAAAGAUACUUCUUCGGUUCGGAGAUUAAUCUGGUUUCUCCGUUGGAUCUGCAAUGCAUGGAAUUAUUGUUAGCGUUCGGGGCUCAACCUAACACGCGGGACCGUGCUGGACUCACGCCGUUGAUGAAAGCAGCGAGACUACCGCAGGGCAUAGCCUCGGUGCUGCUUCUGCUGAGCUAUGGGGCAGAUGUUAAUUCGAUGGCUGACGCGCGGCACGAUUACCGGACCGUUCUGCAUUACGCGAUCCUUGGCGGGGAUCCGACGGUGAUCGAUCUGCUUUUAAAGCAAGGCGCUCGACUCGAUCUCGGGCCAGACUAUCAAAAACCCACGGCUCUCGAUCUGGCCAUUUUGAAAGGAGACCCUUCGAUCGUUCAAAUGCUGUUGCAAUCGGGCGCUGAUGUAAAUGCCACAUCGCCGAUCAUCGGCUCGCCUCUUCAUGUUGCUUGCGCGGAUAACAUUCCGAAUAGACUGGAGAUUCUAUCGAUGUUACUGGAACGAGGAGCGGACCCCAACUUGGUGAUACGCAGCGAUGAAGGUCCCGCAUUGCGUCCAGUUCUCGCAGAAUACGUCGCUUCCAAUGAGAAUCCCUCUGUCGAAGUGGUAGCACUUUUGCUCAAGUACGGAGCACGAGUUGUCAUUAAGACGCAAUUCCGGGAUCCUCACGGUAUACUCAACUCUCUUCAGAACACAGCGGAUAAGCCACGUUUGCUGAAGGCGUUAUUGGAAGCGGCAGAAAGCUUCGACCCUUGCAUGAUAAAAAGAUCGAGUAGUUUGACGGAUGCACAAAAAGCACUUGUAAUGGAAGCAGCACGAACACCGUUGCCCUUGACUCAUCAAGCGAGGUUAAUAGUGCGCAAGCUCUGCGGUACCAAGUUGCCCAAGAUUGUUUGUAAGCUACAGUUGCCUCAGUCGCUACAUCGUUAUCUUCUCUACGAUUUCCAUUGAAAUUUCGUUAACGUUUCGGUAUAUGUAUUUUCGCCACACAACGGAAUCGUGUUCAAUUUUGCAUGGUAUAAAUGUCGUAUACCUUUUUCAACACCGUCAUGGUCAUCGUCGCCGUU
Molecule: messenger RNA, 2091 nt
Organism: Eufriesea mexicana
Lineage: Eukaryota; Metazoa; Arthropoda; Insecta; Hymenoptera; Apidae
Product: ankyrin-3
Exons: 5
Coding region: 566-1975 (469 amino acids)
Biological process (GO): innate immune response
Cellular component (GO): cytoplasm
Molecular function (GO): protein binding
Source: RefSeq, a predicted model, not a curated record